AUGUCGACAACGAUCAGCAGUGUCGUGUCUAGCGCUUCGGCUGCAAGCAGCGCGCCGCUCGACCACCGAUCGUUCACCUCGUGCUACACCGUGACGAAGCAUUCGUGGAGAGGCAAGUACACGCGAAUCUUCUGUGUAGGUCCACAGGGCAUCGCCACGUGCGACGUGCGGUCACUGACAAAACUGACGAACUACUGGCCUUACACCUCGAGCGUGCGCAGCAUUGUUGCCGAGGGCGUCGGCAAUGGCCACUUCCUGCUUAUCACCCAAAGCAACGGCAGCAGGGCAGAGGAGCUACGCUUCUCGUGCGGAACCGACGCAGAGCGGGCGCAGCUUCUGACGGAUGUGAACCGGUACAGACUGUGUUUCGACUGCAACUACCGUGCCUCACUAACGGUACAGGUAUAUUGGGCAAUGAAGUACACCAUCAAUGAGACGCUUCGACCAUGCACUCUACGGGUGACAGCCACUGGCGUUGAGCAACUGUGCCGUAUCAGAGGCGAUACGGGUGCCAACGCGCCUGCUGACGGUGGCGCCUCUGCAAGCUCGCAAGUGUCGGCAUCGCCGACAGCCGCCAAAUACGGGACGGGCGCACCGCCAGAGUAUGAGAAAGUCGGCGAGUAUCUGUUUUGCAGUAUCCGGGGCAUCACCACGAUUGCAGACCGGCCGGGCAGCAUCGUCAUCGCGUACGGGACGGAAAUGAAAAUGCACCUCUACGACGUCGCUAACGUGAAGUUGCUGAUCGAGUCGAUCUACCGGAACGCGACAGAGUACAUUGGACUGCCGCGAUAUCGUGAGAUGAACGUCUUGCAGCAGAGCGUGUUCGACUCCGAACGCCUUGGCAUCCGCCGUGACUCGCUCGAGGCCGUGGAAGAGUUCAGCGUCCUAAAGCACUCCCCAAAGCAGCGCGACGGCGCGGUGCGUCGGUUGCUGAGCACCACGCCGAUUGCCAUUGUCGAGCGCGACCCCGUGACCUACAACCCGAUUAGUGCACACUUUCUCCACUCCAUCUUUGCCCUCGUGCGUUGCGAGGACGACGAUCAGCGCUUCUUAAUCCUCUUCAAGGAUUCACCGGUCAUGAAGUCGUACCAAUCACCCGCUCGCGACACGAUUCUGGCGCAUGUGCUCACAGCGUGCUACAGCGCCGGUGACGGAAAUGUGUGUGUCAUGGCGCGGCCACUGCUGCGCCGCAACCGACUCUCCUCUCUCGACACCCCCGUUACCGAGGAAGUCGAGAGCCUGCUACUGAAAGGGCUCGUCGAAGGUCGUCUUGCCGGCGCUCCGGUCGCAGUCGACACGGCGGGCUCGACAGAGGACAGCGUGAGAGCUGGCCUGAUGGCUUCGCUGGAGCUCUUCAACGCCAACGUCCCAAGAACAGGGCUGACGUGGAGCGAGAACAGAGACGGACUGUUCUCGGAGAAUCGCGAGAAGCUCAUCUUCAACGCAGUGGAAGCGGUGCUGAAGCACUUUACGUGGGUGAAGCCGUCCGGUGGUGAUGCGAGUGAGGGCAGCCGCGGUAGCAGCGGCGUGACGCUCGACGCGGUGAAUCAGCACUUCAUCGUGGAACAGUUUCAGGCGCUGGGUCGCCUCUCCGUGUCGAGAGUGGGGUUCAGCUCCAUUGCACUGGUACCAUCGCUGUUCAAGUCCGUCGGUGUCUACUCGGUGCAGGCGCUCCGACUCAACAACCUGGCCGUCUCGUUUGCCGUGAUCGAGUUCCUGAACACGCUCAUGACCCCGUUCCACAACCACUACGAGAUUGAGCACGAGUCCAUGAACAAGAACCGACUACUGAGCGCAGAGGGCUUUAUUCGAAGUCUGAUGGAGGUGCUGCGCGAUCAUAUCCCCAACGAGAGCGCGUCGCUGCUAGUGUUGGAGCUGCUCUUCUUCUUCGAGUUCGCGCUCUGCCCACCGUACAGCAGCACCACCGACCCGGCGCACUUUAAGCGCAUUUUGGGAGACUUGGUCGACAUUCUGGGGCGGCACCUGUUCAAGUUACUGGGCCGCACAUGCGACAUUAUUCGCUACACCGCUGGCCAACUCAUUCGGGUGGUGAUGGAGGAGGGCGACAAGGCGCAGUUUGAGCGCAUGCAGCAGCUCGCCUUGUCAGAAGGAGGCAUUCUGACGCAGUUCAACACAGCACUCUUCUCGUCGAAUCGGAAGCUUCGCGACCUGGCGCGGCGGCUCAUCGCUUACUGGGCGCACGGCCACGUGCCGACACAGGACAUUCUGCGACGCAUGGUGCCCCUCACGCUUUUGAACUUUCUGCAGUCGCAAGAGCAGGCGCCACCAAAUGAGCAGGAGCUCGAGGAGCGGAAGAAGGUGACCCAGAUGACGGCGGCGUUCCGUGAGUCGAAGACGGGCUGGUUCAAGAAAUCGUUCAACCCGCGCGACGUCACGCUGGAGGCCAACCGUGGCGUUGGCAACGGGUCGACAGCGGCCGCGGGCUCGUACGCGGUGGACCCCGCUUCCCCGGACGGCGGCCGCGUGCGGUACCGCGUGCGCAACGUGAAUGUGAUGCCGAUGAUCAACUGGAGCAUGUUCUUUUAUCAAGCGAAGCUGGACCACCUUCGGCCGGACCUCAUCUGGAACCACACCACCCGAGCAGAGCUCAAGACUGCCGUGCAGGCGGAGCUGGAUGCGUUCCGGCAAUACAUCGACAUGCGUCGGGAGAAGUUGAUCGCAUGGAACUACGCCGAGUUCGAGGUCGUUUACCACAGCCUCGACUCGGAGCUCAAGAUCGGACAGCACUACCCUCGCCUGCUGUUCGAGGACGCCCACCCGAUGAUCGCGCGGCCGCGGGAGUUCUUCAACGACAUGUACCACCGCUUCCUGCUCGUCCAGGACACCAAGAGCAAGCUCGAGUGCCUGCACGGGCUGGCGCUGCUGUACACGCACUACGCGGAGGAAAUCGGCGAGUUUCAUGAUGUGCCGUUCCUGCUGCAGAUGCUGGAAAAAACCAUGGACCCGAUGAUGCGAGACCGCCUGCUGCUGCUGCUCGCUCACCUGCUCAAGGCACGCCACAACAUCAAGCUCUUUCUCGACCACGACGGCCUGGCGCCGUUGAUGGAGCUGGUGACGGUGGCUCACCUGCACAUCGACCGGCCACAGUUGAAGUCUGUGCCCAACACCAUCGAGUAUGCUGGCAGUCUCGAGGAGAUGCAGGGGCGGGAGAAGGAGUGGCAUUACACCCAGAAUGGCGCCAAGGCCGGGCCCGUUUCCUUCUCCGAGCUCAAGGAGCUCUACAAGAAGGGCGAGGUGACGGCGACGAGCAAGGUGUGGGCGCAGGGCAUGCCAGGCUGGCGCGAGCUCGGCGCCGUCGCGCAGCUGCGCUGGGGCGUCUUGAGCGCCGAUCUGCCUUCCAUCUUGACGCUGACAGAGGUGACCUGCACGGUGCUAGACGUCUUUCUUCUCCUGUGCGAGCACUAUCCAUCGCUGAACGACGAGGGUGCAAUCAUGCAACCGCAGCCAAAAGUGAAGCGGAUCCUCAGCAGCCCCCCCGUCCUUCCUCAUCUGGUGCAGCUGUUGCUCACGUUCGACAGCGGCGUGUGCUCGCGGGUGCACACGCUUCUUUUAUCGCUGAUGGAGGCGAACCCGUUCGUCGGCCGCUUCUUUCUUACCGGCGUCUUCUUCUUCUCAUGCCUCUACACUGCGUCGGAUGUGCUGCCCAUGUGCCGCCUGCUUGCCGCGACGCACCAUCGACAGUCCUUCCAGUACACGGCGGGGACGAACGACUUGGUGCGCGACAGCAUUCUGGCGCCACUGCUGCCGCCGGCAAUGGUGUGCUACCUCACCCACCACGGCCCCGAGGCCUUCGCGGACGUGCUGCUCGGCGAGUACGACAACCCGGAGGCGAUUUGGUCCCCGUCCAUGCGACAGUACCUGGCGACCAAGGUUGCCGCGCACGUGGCCGACUUCACGCCGCGGCUGCUGGGCAACAACACCGUUGUCUACCAGUACUGUCCCAUUGUGGGGGUGCAGUACGAGUCCUUGCAGAGGGAACUCUUCUGCUGUCAGUACUAUCUUCGCCACUUCUGCGACGAGCUGCGCUUUCCAAACUGGCCGGUACGGGACGCGGUGCGCUUCCUCACCGAUGUGCUGCAGCGGUGGCGGGAGGAACUGAACAAGCAGCCGUCCUCGCUGACGCGGGAGAAAUGCUACGAAAUCCUGGAGCUACAGCCGCAGCCAUCGAAGCAGGAGAUGCGCAAAGCCUACUACCAGCUCGCCGCACGCUACCACCCCGACAAGAACCCCAACGGCCGGGAGGCGUUUGAACAGGUCCAGCGCGCCUAUGAAUUCUUGGCGGCCGACUCGGUGGAAUCCAGCGAACCGAGCCCGUACAACAUCUCACUGCUGCUCAAGGCGCAGACCAUCCUCUACAAACGCUGCGGCGCCACGCUGCGGCAGUACAAGUACGCCGGUUUCGGGCUGCUGCUGCGCCUGAUCGAGACAGAGUUCCGCGCUCCCGAUGCGCUGCACAAGGACAUCGUUCUCCUCGAUCCGGCAACGGAGCUGUGCUAUUUCACGAUCCGCAACGCCCCGCUGAAUGCCGACGAGCUGCAGGAGGAGAAUGGAAUUCACCUCCUCGCCGACAUCGCCACUUACUGCUUCGACCUAAUAACACCUAACUCGCAUGACACGGAGGUGCACGUGCGGAUUGCAACGCACUGCAUGCUCACCUUCUCCAUCAGCGCCCGCUUCCCGGAUUGCCGUCUCAAGAUGUUGCGCGAGGAGCAGAUUCCGUACCUCACGGCGAAAGGUAUCUCCUACUAUCAGGCGCCGGAGUUGUCGCGGGCGUGUACGCAGGCGUGCGCGAGCGAGUCGCGUAGCGAGAAGAUGCAGUCGGAGCUGAUUCGCUACGGAUGCGUCUGGCACCUGCUUCAGCCGCUCUUCUCGUACGAUGCCUCCCUCGACAAGGCCGGCGUUGGCCUCGAUGAGGAGCAUCACAAGCAGCUCUUUGCCAACCGCGCCGCCAUCUUCGCCUUGCACGCCAUCUACGCCCUCUCUGGCAUUUCGCGUCUCCGUUCCAUUGCGGUCGACAACGCCGUGGGCACCGCCGCGCUAGACGGGGAGGACGUUGCGGCCAGUGACGGCGGAGCGGCGGAAGGGACUGCUGACGACAACACCCAGUCGAAGCGGCACGCCGGCGUGUAUGAGCUCCUGCAGCGACUCCUCACCCCUUACAUUCUCUACAAGAUGGAGCGGCAGCAGGACAGCGAAGCGGAGGUGCUGAUGCUGCUGAACUCCAACUCCGAUACGCCGUACUUCCUAUGGAACAACUCGUGCCGUGCCGAGCUGGGGGAGUUACUGCAGACGAACUCGAAGCAGUUCUGCGAGGCCGCCUUCGGCGCCACCGACUUGCCCUCUCUGUCCACGAGCGUCGAGGGCUUCGCCUACUCGUUGCACACGGGCGAGGUGGUCGUCGGUGGUGUUUUUCUGCGUCUGUUCAUUGCCCAGCCGAACUAUCCGAUCCAGAACCCCGUCGGCUUCUUUAUGGCUCUGCUUCUCUUCUUGCUUAACAAAGAGGCUGACACGACAAGCGCGAAGGCCAACGACGCGGCGGCGCGACCAGCGCCGCCCUCCUCAUCGAGUCGGAUUACAUUGCGGGAGGCGCCGCUGUUGGCGGCUCAGUCACUGCGACUGCUGAGCAGCGGCUACACCGAGACGCUCUCUGCGACCGCGUCCAAGCAGAUGAAGUCGCUGGUUGCUCUCCUGACUCCCUCCUUCGCCGUGGAGACGGCAGGCGUUGCGGCGGCGGAGAACGAGGAAGAUAUGCGAAGCGCCAUUUUUGUUGAGAUUGCGCAGGCGUUGUCCAAGUUUCUUUCCUCGGACGCCUGUCUUCAGGCGCUCUCGACGGUCGAGACAGCCAUGACCGCUGUGGUGCUCUUGCUGGAGCGGAUGUUGGGACGCCACGACGAAGCACACGGCACUUCGGCGCUUUCAUCAGAGGAGCCGGAUGCGGUGCUGACGCUUAUUCGGCUCAUGCUUACGCACCGCACCCUCGUGCAGCAGAGCCUUGACCGUGGGCUCUAUAUCUUCUUGCUGUCCGUGUACGCCACCUGGCCCCGGGAGAAGGUGCGCGAGGAGUGCUGUCGGUGUCUGGCAAAGGGCUACGAGGAUCGGCUAGUCGGGCCGCAGCUCUUUAUCCGCUCCUCCAAGUACCUGCCGCCGGCGUUUCUGGAGAUGAUGAAGGACAACGUGAAGCAGGCGUGCCGAAUGCUGGACGCGUGGCAGGAGAACCCCGAGCUGCUGUGGACCAAAUCUCAGAGGGAGGAGCUGGUAGAGCAGUUACAGGCGAGCCGCCGACAAAUUGUCGCCGCCCUCUCCACCGACGGGCUUGCGUGCUGGAAGCCAUCGGACACAGCCGGCAGCAGUAGGGGCGCCAUGCACAGUAGCUUCGAUGGAGGCGGCGGUGACGCUGGUAGCGCCGAUCGCCGUCUGCGCCGUCUCCAGGUUGGCGGCGUGUACGUGGCGCUGUACGUGCAGCAGCCGGGCUGGGCGGUGCGCCACCCCAAGGAGUUUUUGGUGUCGCUGCUGGAGCGCUUUGUGGAAGAGGCGAGCAAGGCAACCUCGCCGACUGCGGCCGUUUCCGGCGACGCUGCUGCUGCGCCGGACACAGACAUGCUCGAGCUGCUGACCAAGGCGGGAGAGAUUCUGCUGAGCAACUCGCCGGGGCUUCGUGACUACAUGACGUCGCUGGGCUACGGCAGCAAGGUCGAUCGGCUGCUUUCUCCUGCGACAGCGGACCACGCCACCAACGAGGCAGUCGUCCGUUAUUCGCUGCGGUGGCUGCGGGAGAUGAGUCGUUCUGCCGCGUGCGUCGAGUCCACCAGCAGCUCUGCGGAUGUGCUGCCCUCGCUUGUCAACGUCAUUGAGCAGUACCCCGCUCUUACUAUGGAGGCGCUGCAGACGCUGGAGGGGUUCCUCAGCAACGCAACUCGGCGCUCUCGCGUGCUCGAGUACGCGCUGCGCGACCACAUUCCCGAAAGACUGCUGAAGUACCUGGAAGAAGGCUUGCCAGAUUCGGUUAGCGCGGCAGCGGAUGUGAGCGCUGCGACCAUUCGCGCCGCGCUGGUCAAGGUUAUCAAGGCGCUGCUCGCCGUCCCGGACGAUGUGCACACCCCGCACAUUCAGGCGUUGCUGGAUAAAAGCCUUGUGUGGACCAAAUAUAAGAAUCAGAGCCACGAUAUGUUCCUUGUGCAGACCCAUUUUGGCGGCUACCUGACCGCCGGCAGCAACACCCACCCUGGCGCAGCAGCCGCCGCUCUCUCCUUGACGGCGCCGGCGACAACGGAGGCGAACACGCGCUCAGAGCCGCCGCCGCUCGAGGACAUCUCUGGUGCCCCGCCGCCAUUCUCGACAGCCCAGGCUCUAACGUAG
Messenger RNA from Leishmania major strain Friedlin, 7377 nucleotides. RefSeq names its product putative endosomal trafficking protein RME-8. Bases 1 to 7377 code for a protein of 2458 amino acids. NCBI's taxonomy places the organism in Eukaryota, Euglenozoa, Kinetoplastea, Trypanosomatida, Trypanosomatidae. Gene Ontology annotation, cellular component: endosome membrane. Gene Ontology annotation, biological process: regulation of early endosome to late endosome transport; receptor-mediated endocytosis; endosome organization. The transcript has a single exon. The record is from RefSeq and is a predicted model, not a curated record.